This is a messenger RNA of Dibothriocephalus latus, 648 nucleotides long. The record is from the annotation of a GenBank genome assembly. NCBI's taxonomy places the organism in Eukaryota, Metazoa, Platyhelminthes, Cestoda, Diphyllobothriidea, Diphyllobothriidae.
AUGACGAAUAUAUCGGCAGAUUGCGGACCCUACGGUAACGGCGAACAGGCCAGUGGACAGACGGUUGCAACCGCCCAUUCCGACUACAGCUGCGGCUUAUCCUUUGAUAGAGCUCGUCAACCUCUGCCGGACUAUGAUGAACGAUGGCUCACUGGCUACUCUGACGUUCAACCAACUGGUCCCGAUACUUCCAACGUCUUUCUAGAAGACCAGCUAGCCCCCCACGAGAGCAUUAUUCCCCCUGACGCACCCGAUGACACACUCUGCCCGACCACAGUACCCAAUACAAUCAACCGCAAUCGCAGUCGCCGACGCCGCACAGUUUUUGUUGUUCUACCACCCACAGCUCAGGAUAACAGGCGAAAACGGGCCACUAUUUUAUUUGUAUUUCUUUUUUUGUACAAAAAUACAAAGAUUUCCACAAUGCUUAUGACUCACAAUGAUUUCGUCAAAAAGCUGGACUACACCUUUGUAUCCUACCAUGGGGCUCGUCGUGUCGAGGUUUUUUUUCUGAACAAUAAGGCACUGGUCUCCGACCUGAAUGCUUCCAAACGUACUCUUGCCGUUUUCAGAUUUGUGGGCAAUCACUUUGAGCCUGAUAACACUUUUGAAUCGGUUUAUCUAACUUCCGACUGUUCACACCAAUAA